AUAGCCGAGAGGGGACGCCUGUGUAGGAGGGGUACCGACCUGUGUGAUUUCGCAGAGUUCUGCAACGGAUCCUCUGAAUACUGUGUGCCUGACAUAAUAGCUGCAAACCUUGAGCCCUGCAGCAACAGAACCGCCUACUGCUACAACGGGGUCUGCCAAGACCUGGAUAGGCAAUGCUCGAAUUUGUUCGGAAAAUAUGCUAAGGGUCCUAAUUAUUUGUGUGCACAAGAAGUAAAUAUGCAAAAUGACAAGUUUGGAAACUGUCAUGGACGCUGCAACUUUAGUGAUGUAUUUUGUGGAAAACUGGUUUGUUACUGGAACUUUGCAGAAAUCUUAGAAACCGAAAAAUUUGAUGUCCAGUAUACUUACCUGUCAGACCAGGUGUGCUUGUCUGCACACUUAAGGGAACCUGGAGACAGAGAUGAGACCUAUGUUAACGACGGUACCAUUUGUGGUCCAGGCCAGGCCUGUAUCAACGGGAAAUGCUUACAUGUUCAUGCCGUUAGAGGAAAAAGGACUUGUCAUUACGACAAUAAAUGCCAAGGACACGGGAUUUGCAACAUGCUAGACAACUGUCAAUGUGAACCUGGCUUUGCACCUCCGGAGUGUGACAUGACUCCUUCAUCUCCAGGAGGAAGCUUUGAUGACGGAUUUUGGCUGCCCUAUG
This is a messenger RNA of Psammomys obesus (fat sand rat), 667 nucleotides long. Its product is annotated as A disintegrin and metallopeptidase domain 3-like. Gene Ontology annotation, biological process: cell adhesion; binding of sperm to zona pellucida. Lineage: Eukaryota; Metazoa; Chordata; Mammalia; Rodentia; Muridae. Gene Ontology annotation, cellular component: plasma membrane. The annotation marks the transcript as partial. The transcript is spliced from 5 exons. The record is from RefSeq and is a predicted model, not a curated record.